Molecule: messenger RNA, 1245 nt
Organism: Megalops cyprinoides (Indo-Pacific tarpon)
Lineage: Eukaryota; Metazoa; Chordata; Actinopteri; Elopiformes; Megalopidae
Product: keratin, type I cytoskeletal 13-like
Exons: 7
Coding region: 1-1245 (414 amino acids)
Molecular function (GO): structural molecule activity
Source: RefSeq, a predicted model, not a curated record
AUGAGCUCCUUCUCCUCCCACAGCAGCGUCUCCCUCAGGGGAGGGGUGAUCAGCUCUGGAGCCUCCCUGAGCUCGUCCCGUGCUGGGGUGGGCAUGUCGGUGAUAGGGCAGAGGGCUGGGAGUGUGUACGGAGGGGCCGGGGGCAAGGGCAUCCGUAUAUCCACUGCUGCCUCCUCUGCUGGGGGCAGGUUCGGUGCUGGAGGUGGGGGCUUCGGUGCCGGCGGGGGUGGUGGUGGUGGUGGUAUGAGCUUCAGCGCCUUCUCCAUGGAGGCAGGGGGUGCUGGCGAUGGCGACGCCAUCCUCUUCAACGAGAAGCAGACCAUGCAGAGCCUGAACGACCGGCUGGCCAGGUACCUGGAGAGGGUGCGCUCCCUGGAGGCGGCCAACGCCAAACUGGAGGCGCAGAUCAGGGAGUGGGGUGUCAGCCACACCACAGUCAGCACCCGUGACCUGGGUCCCCACCAGAUCACCAUCGAUGACCUGCGCACCAAGAUACUGGCUGCAGCCACUGUGGUAGUGGAUUUAUCUCUGCAGGUUGAUAACACCAAGCUUGCAGCUGAUGACUUCAGAAUCAAGUAUGAGAACGAACUGGGGCUGCGGCAGUCCGUGGAGGCUGACAUCGCGGGGCUGAAGAGGAUGAUGAGCGAGCUUGCUCUGGCUAAGAGCGACCUGGAGCUGCAGCUGGAGGGACUGAAGGAAGAGAUUGUUUUCCUCAAGAAGAACCACGAUGAGGAGUCACUGUCCUUCCGAUCCCAGCUGACUGGCCAGGUGCAGGUGGAGGUGGAUGCUGCCCCCGCUGUGGACCUCAAUGCGGUCAUUGCCGAGAUCAGGGAGCAGUACGAGGCCCUGGUGGCCAAGAACCGAAGAGACGCAGAGGCCUGGUUCAAGAGUAAGGCAGAGGCGGUGCAGCAGGAGGUCCAGGCCAGCACAGAGAGCCUGCAGACCAGCAGUGCUGAGCUCAAAGACGGCCAGGCCAACCUGCGCAACCUGGAGCUAGAGCUGCAGUCUCUGCAUGCCAUGAAGGCCUCUUUAGAGGGCAACCUGGCGGACACUGAGGCCCGCUACUCCGCCAUGCUGGUGAGCCUGCAGGCCACGGUGAUGGGUCUGGAGGCCCAGCUGACCCAGCUGAGGGCAGACACCGAACGCAGCGCCCAGGAGUACCAGGCCCUGCUGGACAUCAAAACCCGGCUGGAGAUGGAGAUCGCAGAGUACCGCAGGCUGCUGGAGGGCAGCGACGCAGGGUAA